Molecule: messenger RNA, 1438 nt
Organism: Prosopis cineraria
Lineage: Eukaryota; Viridiplantae; Streptophyta; Magnoliopsida; Fabales; Fabaceae
Product: transcription factor RAX2-like
Exons: 3
Coding region: 99-986 (295 amino acids)
Source: RefSeq, a predicted model, not a curated record
UCCAACUUUAAAACCCCUCUCAACUGGUGGCGAGAGUCACUUUUUGUGAGUACUGGUCCCUCCCUCACUUCCAUAUUUCUCUGCUUCUGAAACAGGCCAUGGGAAGAGCUCCUUGCUGUGACAAAGCCAAUGUCAAGAGAGGCCCUUGGUCUCCCGAAGAAGACGCUACUCUCAGGACUUACGUUCAAACUCAUGGCACCGGUGGUAACUGGAUUGCAUUGCCCCGAAAAGCUGGCCUUCGGAGAUGUGGCAAGAGUUGCCGUCUACGGUGGCUCAAUUACCUAAGGCCAGACAUCAAACACGGAGGUUUUACUGAAGAAGAGGACAACAUCAUUUUUACCCUUUAUGGGCAAAUGGGAAGCAGAUGGUCGGCCAUAGCCUCUCAGCUUCCUGGUAGAACAGACAAUGAUGUGAAAAACUACUGGAACACCAAGUUGAAGAAGAAGCUAAUGGCAGGAAAAGUGAACCUCAAAACAAUGACAGACAGUCGCAGUACUCUUCCUUCGACCCCAUUACUGACUCACAAUGUUCAUACUCAAAGCCAAAAUUCAGAUUUUCCUGCUUCUCAAAACCAGAGUUCAUCUCCCAGCUCAACUCUGCCCAUCCUGACCGAUGCUAAUUCUGGGUUUUACAUUAACACUCACACCAUGAUCAGUUUCGAUCCGAAUCAAUUAUACAAUCCGGGUUUCAUGGAUAUCUCAGAAAUUAAUAACGCAAGCUCAAGUAUGAUGUCCAUGUCUCAGGAAGGUUCAAGCAUUUCAGAUUCAUCUUUGAUUGCAACGGAUAACAAGUGUUUGUUGCUGCCAGAUCAUGCCGGCGACGAGGCUACCCAAGUAUUAAUGAAUUUUGGGUAUGGAUUUCCCUCUGACAUUGUCAAUAAUGGAUUUUACUCCCAAGAGGAAAUUGGUGAAUUCGCUUCAAUUUUCUAUCCUCAUGAAUUGGUUGAUUUUAGCAAUGCUGACAUGAAGCCACAGGGACGGAAUUGAAGUGUUGAUUAGUAUUGACGAUAGUUUUAAAGAUCAAAUGCGAAACAACAGAAUUAAGGAGAGAGGGCCAGCUGACAUCUCCACAGUUAGUUCCUGUGUGUGAUUUAGUUUAGUAGUUCUCGUGUGUUCAUAGACAGCAACGUGUAAUGUUGGUAGGUCAAAGUUUGAUUGGAACAUGUAAGGAAGAUUAAAGAUUACUAGUAACAUGUAUUGUAUCCUCUCUCUAAUCUCUCUGUGUUAAGGUUCAUGCAUGUUGGACAAUGUCAAUGUGGGGACCGCAAGACGAGGUUAAUUUCUUUUGUUUUUGUUUUUGUUUUUUUUUGAAGGAGAUAGAAAUUGAAGUAAUUAGUGGGAUGACAUAAGCAUGUUGGCCAGUUCCUUGUUGGUCAGUGGUCACGAAUGUUGCAUGGACCUGAGGCCAAUUCAAAUCUCAUAAUUCAAUAAUAUUAUGU